GAAGCGCUGUGCAUGUGAAUUCGAAUCCCCCUGCCCGAGGUGAAGGGGUCCGCGGUGCAUGUGAAUCCCCCUGCCCGAGGUGAAGGGGUCCGCGGUGCAUGUGAAUCCCCCUGCCCGAGGUGAAGUGGUCCGCGGUGCACACAGGGGAUUCGAAAACUCAAAUACGAUUUGGUGGAGCAAAACUUGAGUAACCCAAGGGCCACUGAAUUUAUGGAAAAGUAGGAGUGAUCCACGACCAAUGGAUCCAGGUUACUGUCUCCAGACUUUGUCCUAGCUAAACCCGGAGAAAAGAAACUUUUGAAGUUCUCGUUGUCAAGUGACAGAUUCAAAAACGGACCGAAAUGAUGUGACUUCAAGCAUCCAUUAUCUCUGAGGGGUUUGUAACGGACGUCCACUGAUUUUCUUUUGGCACAAAUUACAUUGUGGUUAUUUCUCUCUGGAUUGUUGUCUGUAAUUUCCUUACUUUAUUAUCCAUAUUAAUGGAAAAAUGGUUAUUUGAAUUGGAUUAUACAGAUGCCCGUGAAACGAGAACGCAAGACGGGACGUCAAACUCCAAGAAGCGAUAGAACUGUUCUAAACAUCUUCUUAGCUAAAUAACACGGAAAACAAUCAUCGAAACUUGCUUCCAUCGCUUUUGGAUAUCACGUCAGUUUAUAACUAUUGAUACAGCGCAGAGCACGCGCGUCCUAUUCCCAUUUUGCGGGUAGUUUGUUCUCACAGAUUUUUUAUUCUCCACAAUUCAUGGAAUUCUACAUUUGAGACGUCACCUAUAUUGGAAUAACAUUUCAUUAUUAUGCCAAUAUCAACAAAUCAUUAACUAUUUGAUUAAGUAAUUUUCGCGGAAUUCUGAAAACAGUUUUUUAAUUGACAUCAAGAUUAUGAAGGAGUGGAUUGUUGAAGUAUUUCACGAAUAAUUUGGAUAAAUCAAGCAAUAUUCUCAGACAAGAAUCGUUGAAUAAUGUCGCCAACUUCUACUGGGAUUGCGGUUUUACUUGGAAUUCUCCAUGUGUGCUCAGGAUCCCGUCUGCGUCAGGAGGACUCCCCACCCCGGAUCGCGGAGCACCCCUCUGACUUGAUUGUGUCCAAAGGGGAGCCGGCCACCCUCAACUGCAAGGCAGAGGGGCGGCCCAGCCCCACGGUGGAGUGGUACAAGGACGGGGAGCGGGUGGAAACGGACCGGGACAACCCUCGAUCUCAACGCAUGCUGCUGCCCAGCGGCUCCCUCUUCUUCCUACGCAUCGUCCACGGACGACGCUCCAAACCGGAUGAGGGCUCCUACGUCUGCGUCGCCCGCAACUACCUGGGAGAAGCCGUCAGCCACAACGCCUCGCUGGAAGUAGCAUUACUACGUGAUGACUUCAGACAGAACCCUGCAGAUGUGAUGGUGGCAGCGGGCGAGCCUGCAGUCCUAGAGUGUAUGCCCCCUCGCGGGCAUCCUGAACCGAGCAUAUCCUGGAAGAAGGACAGUGCCAACAUCGAUGACAGAGAUGAACGAAUCACUAUCCGGGGAGGAAAGCUGAUGAUAACCAAUGCCAGAAAGGGCGACGCUGGGAAGUAUGUGUGUGUCGGGACCAAUAUGGUGGGAGAGAGGGAGAGUGAGAUCGCUGAGCUCACUGUGCUAGAGCGACCCAGCUUUAUGAAGCGUCCCGGCAGCCAGGUGGUGCUGGUGGACCAGAGCGUGGAGUUCAGGUGUGAGGCCCGGGGCGACCCAGUUCCCACCGUCCGCUGGAGGAAAGAGGACGGAGAGCUGCCCAAGGGAAGAUAUGAGAUCCGUGAGGACCACACCCUGAAGAUCCGUCGUCUGACCUCUGCAGACGUGGGUUCUUACACCUGCAUGGCAGAGAACAUGGUGGGCAGGGCGGAGGCGUCGGCCACCCUCACCGUCCACGUCAUGAAGGUGCCCCCUGUGUUUGUGGUGCGGCCCAGGAACCAGGUGGUGGCGGUGGGGAGGACCGUCACCUUCCAGUGUGAGGCAACAGGAAACCCUCAACCUGCUAUCUUCUGGCAGAGAGAGGGCAGCCAGAACCUGCUCUUCUCCUACCAGCCCCCCCAGCCCUCUAGCCGCGUCUCUGUCUCCCAGACGGGGGACCUUACUAUCACAGAUGCAGAGCGCUCAGAUGUGGGCUACUACAGCUGCCAGGCCCUCAACAUCGCUGGCUCUGUCAUCACCAAGGCCCUGCUGGAGGUCACUGACGUUGUGUCGGAUCGCCCACCUCCAGUUGUCCGCCAGGGUCCAACCAAUCAGACAGUGUCUGUGGAUGGGACGGUGGUCCUGAGUUGCCUAGCAACGGGUAACCCCACCCCCACCCUCCUGUGGAGGAAGGACGGUGUGUUGGUGUCCACUCAUGACUCCCGGGUCAAACAGCUGGACACGGGCGCACUGCAGAUCCGCUACGCCAAGAUGGGUGACACAGGCAUCUACACAUGCAUCGCCUCCACUCCCAGUGGCGAGGCCUCGUGGAAAGCCUACCUGGAGGUUCAAGAGUUUGGUGUUCCAGUGCUGCCGGCCAGACCCACUGACCCCAACCUGAUCCCCAGUGCCCCCUCCAAACCUGAAGUCACUGAUGUCACCCGCACCUCUGUCACCCUGUCUUGGAAGCCCAACCUCACAGGAGCCACGCCCACCUCCUACAUCAUAGAGGCCUUCAGUCAUGCGUCAGGCAGCAGCUGGCAGACCCUGGCAGAACAUGUGAAGACUGAGUCGUAUGUACUGAAGGGCCUGAAGGCCAGUGCUGUCUAUCUCUUCCUGGUCCGAGCUGCUAACGCCUACGGCCUGAGUGACCCCAGCCCCAUCACUGACUCCGUCAAAACACAAGAUAUCCCCCCCACCAGUCAGGGAGUGGACCACCGUCAAAUCCAGAGGGAGUUAGGAGAGGUGGUCAUCCACCUUCACAACCCCACCAUCCUCUCCUCCUCCUCUGUCAGAGUGCAGUGGACGGUGGAGCAGCAGUCUCAGUACAUCCAGGGUUAUAAGGUGAUGUACCGAACCUCUCCAGAGGGGCAUCAGAGGAGUGACUGGACUGUGUUUGAGGUGAGGACCCCAGGGGAGGACAGUACUGUGGUAACCCAGCUCAGGAAGGGAGUCACCUACGAGUUCAAAGUUCGCCCCUUCUUCAACGAGUUCCAGGGAACAGACAGUGAGGUCAAGAUAGCCAAGACCCUGGAGGAAGCUCCCAGUGCAGCCCCUCGUGGGGUUACCGUCUCAGAGAGUGGGGACAAUGGGACCGCCAUUGUGGUCUCCUGGCAACCGCCUCCAGAGGAGGAGCAGAAUGGGGUGGUCCAGGAGUACAAGAUCUGGUGUUUGGGGAAUGAGAGCAGAUACCAUAUCAACCGUACGGUGGACGGCUCUACCUUCUCCUUGCUGAUCCCCAUCCUGGCUCCAGGGAUCCGUUACAGUGUGGAGGUCGCAGCCAGCACGGGGGCAGGCCAAGGGGUCAAGUCUGAUGUCACCUUCUUCCAGAUAGACUCAUCGGGGCGUAUGACGGAGGGUGUGUUGGAGCCAGAGAACACCCUGUCCCAGCAGAUCAGUGAGGUGGUGAAGCAGCCGGCCUUCAUAGCAGGGAUAGGAGCGGCCUGUUGGAUCAUCCUCAUGGUGUUCAGUAUCUGGCUCUACCGACAGCGUAAGAAGAGGAGUGGCCUCAGCACUAACUACGCAGGCAUCCGCAAGGUGCCGUCCUUUACCUUCACUCCUACAGUGGCGUACCAGAGAGGGGGAGAGGCUGUCAGCAGUGCUGGAAGGCCAGGUUUGCUGAACAUUGGGGAGUCUGCUACCCAGCCCUGGUUGGCUGAUACCUGGCCCAACUCCUGCUCCAAUCACAAUGACUGUAGCAUGAACUGCUGCACCGCAGGACAGGGCAACAGUGACAGCAACCUGGCUACAUACAGCCGCCCAGCUGACUGCAUCGCCAACUAUAACAACCAGAUGGAGAGCAAACAGACCAACCUGAUGGUGCCGGAGGGAGGAGUGUACGGAGACGUGGACCUCUCCAACAAGAUCAACGAGAUGAAGACCUUCAACAGCCCCAACCUGAAGGACGGACGCUUCGUUGGGCCGGGUGGACCAGGGGGACAGCCCACCCCGUACGCCACCACACAGCUCAUCCAGUCGUCUAUCCUGGGCAACAACAUCAACACAGACAGAGACAGAGGGAGAGGAGGAGGAGGGGGAGGGGAGAUGAACGAGAAACACGGCUGGAAACCCACCCCGGUUCAGCUGCAGAAGCAACAGGAAAUGACCUCACAGCUCCACCAGUAUAACAUCAUGGAGCAGAACAAGCUAAACAAGGACCACUAUAGAGGAGGGGACAGUCCCAUGGCUACCACCAUCCUCUAUAACCAGGCCCACGAGGCCCACACAGGGGGAUCCUACAACAGCUCUGACCGUGGCAGCAGCAGCACCUCUGGGAGUCAAGGUCAAAAGAAGGGAGUGCGCACCCCCAAACUACCCAAACAGAGUGCAAUGAACUGGGCUGACCUUCUGCCUCCUCCCCCUGCUAACCCACCUCCCUGCCACAACAUGGAGGAGUACUCCCUGUCUAUGGACGAGAGCUAUGACCCAGACAUGCAGUGCUCCCUGCCCCCCUCUCGCAUGUACCUGCAGCCAGACGAACUGGAGGAGGAGGAAGAGGAGGAGGAGGAGAUGGAGAGGGGUCCCACUCCACCUGUCAGAGGGGCUGCCUCGUCCCCCGCCGCGGUGUCCUACAGCCACCAGUCCACAGCCACCCUCACCCUCCCCCAGGAUGAGCUGCAACCCAUGCUCCAAGACACUGCAGACAGCAUUGGCUCUGGACACGAGCGCAGACGCCAUGCAGUGAGCCCCCCUCCCCGACCCCUCUCCCCCUCACACACCUACGGCUACAUCUCCAGCCCCAUGUCCCUGGACACAGACGGCAUGGAGGAAGAGGGGGAGAUGUUGGAGGAAGAGGAGGAGGAGGAGGAGGAAGGGGACGAGACAGACGCGGAGGUGGCUAAGGUGCACCACCACCACACCCACCCUCACCACCCCCACCACCCCCAGCAGAUGCACCCCAGGAGGCUGUUGCUGCGGGGCCUGGAGCAGACGCCAGCCUCCAGCAUGGGGGACCUGGAGAGCUCUGUGACGGGCUCCAUGAUCAACGGCUGGGGUUCGGCAUCCGAGGAGGAUAACGCCUCGUCAGGGCGCUCCAGCGCCGUCAGCUCCUCAGACGGAUCCUUCUUCACAGAUGCCGACUUUGCCCAGGCCGUGGCGUCUGCUGCAGAGUACGCAGGGCUGAAGGUGGCCAAGUACACCAACCCCACGCAAGGCCAGGAGGGAGGCCCUGGAGGACGAAAGUAUCAAAUGACCCCUUCAGGCCACCGUCCUGGCAGCCCCCUGUCCACAGACAGCAACAUGAGCACGGCCAACAUGCAGAAGAGGCCUCCUAAGAAGCAGAAACAGCACCCUGCAGCGGGCCACCCAGGGCUCCAGCGACGAGAGGCCUACCCUGAAGAUCUGCCCCCCUCCCAUCCCCCUCCAGCGGGGCUCAAGUCUCCCACUCACCCCUCCAAGACAGCCCUGGAGACCCGGGGGGUGAUGUCCCCCAAGGCAGGCGAGGGCAGGGACAGGAGAGGGGGCUCAGGAGGAGGGUACCGGCCACGGGAGGGUUCGGACCCCCGUACCAGCUCCUCAGAGCGCCGGGAGACCCAGGACAGACAGAAAAACUCUCGCACAGGGAAAGGGAACAAACAGGAGGGGGGCAGCACCAAGGCACGCCAACACCCAGGGCCAGAGGACAUCCUGCCCUACAGCCGCCCCUCCUUCCCCACGGUCCACAGUCCCCGAGACAUUGACCCCAGAUCCCCCAGCUCUAUGUCCUCCCGGGGCUCAGGGGGGCGGCGGAGAGGAGAGGGUGGGGCAGGGGCCCGCAGGAACCCGAACGACAUGGGCCUCAACACCUUGGGAGCCUUCCAGCAAGGAGACGAUGACUUAGAGAUGGUGGAGAGCUGAAGUACUAGACAGGAAGAACAGGAAGUACUGUCCAGAAUUAAGUUUCCAAGAAGAGGAAUGCUGUGAUCGUUCCUCUGCCGCUUUUAAGUAUCUCAGUAUCUCACCAUCAUGUUUGCUGAACAAUACUGUCCAUCAAUUGUGUUUCAAUACAUCUGGAAAAAAUACCAAUUGUUUUUCUAGUUUAUCGUUUUCUAUGUCCAUUUUAAACAAGAAAAAAAUAAUGCCAAGCAAAAUACCCAGUAGUAUGUAAUGUUUUAUUCCAAGGCAAUAGGGAGUAACAGUGGACUCCAAGUAUUGACAAGAUCGACUUGGCUUGCCUCGGCAAGCACUGUGGGAAGCCUUGACCUUACAGCCAGGUGUUACUGUAAUGAGAUGAGCUACAAGCAGACUGUCUUGUAAAUAUACCUGUACACAUAAUGUCCUUUUGUAUAGCAUCCAUCGUGGUACCUCGUUUUCUUAUUGUUCUUCGUUUUAUUUUGUUUUGUGAAUUAUUAUUUUAUUAUGCCAGUAAAUAUAAUUAUUUUAUCAUUUUCCAUCCAUGUUGUAAAAUGCUAUAUUAUUUAGCUGUCCCAAGAAAGUGCCACUUUGGGAUUGUUCUUUUUCUAAUGCACUGUUAUUUUUUUGAGUCAAUGUUUAUUUGUUUUACUUUGGUUUUAAAAGCACAAUCACUAAACUUUAUUUUAAGCCAUUUUAUCUAUUAACCUUUUUGUCUUACUGGUGGAAUACAGGUAUGACAAAAGAGUCUUGUUAAUCCUGAUGAUGACGAAGAUGAUGAUGAUGAUGAUGAUGUUGGUAAAGGUCAUAGUCUGUUUAUGAUGGGCGUGGAUUGAAAGGAGACUUCCUGUGUCAUGAUUGGCUCAUUUCAGAUUCUGAUGCUAGCUCAUGUGAGGACCUUCAACACAGACAGUUAUUGUGGUUCAUAGCAGCAAUGUAAAUGUCUUUUUGAAUUGACCGUAGUUCCAGCCAUUGCACAUUAAUUCAAACGGUGACAUUGUCUACUAAUGCACUUAAAAGAAUGUAACAUACAGAAAAUGGGCGACACCUUGUGAAUCUGGAGAGGCCGUGAUUGGACAAGGAGAGUCUCUUUUCCAGAGAAGGGUUUGGUCGGUGGAUCCCUUCUCUGAGGAGAGAGGGUUCUGUUGUUUAUUCGUAGGACAUCUGCAAACAUUUGUUUCGUAAAGCAAAAAGCUAAAUAACUUUAUGAAUAAAAAAUGUUCAAACUGUUA
Molecule: messenger RNA, 7191 nt
Organism: Oncorhynchus masou masou (cherry salmon)
Lineage: Eukaryota; Metazoa; Chordata; Actinopteri; Salmoniformes; Salmonidae
Product: roundabout homolog 1-like
Biological process (GO): axon midline choice point recognition; Roundabout signaling pathway; cell-cell adhesion
Molecular function (GO): axon guidance receptor activity; protein binding
Source: RefSeq, a predicted model, not a curated record